UUCACUCUGAUCAUUUGUUGCUGCUCAGCUAUAAACCCUGUCCUUUUUUUUUUCAUUCUUUUUCCCCACUCAUCUUGUUCGGGUUUGAAAUAUAGUUUUCGGCAUCCUCCGACGGUCUGAGAGAGAACGAAAUAGAAAUGCAGUGGUGACAAACGCGGAAAAGCAAAAUGCAUUAUUUUUUUGCAUGAACACACUUUCAUAUCAGGGUGGUCUCCGGCUUAUGGACCACUGGCACACUGCGUUCUGGCACCGCGGAGUGCAACAGCAUGCACGCGCUUGGCUGACCGCAUCUAAACCGUUACCCGAGACCGACUGUUGAACUUGUUGCUGCACAGCACACAAGACUAUUUGGGAUACUUAUUUCUGCAUUUUUUUUUUCACUUCCAGGAAAAAAGCAGAGUCAAUCAAGGAGUACAGUUCAUGUCGAGUGCACGCGCGAUUUUCUCUUUUGUGCACGAGCGUAUUGGAGGUAAGACCCCAUCGUGUCGCCAAACACAGCAGAUAAAGUGCAAAUGCAAAUUUGGUGCACUGCUUACUGAAAAGUAAAAGGAUUUCGCUUUACGCACACGCACACACACACAAGCACACGCGCGCGCGCUCGCGCACCUCUCAGGCUUUUUUGCGCGUUUUGGACCGGACGGCUUGUAUUUUGCGUCUUAUCCACGGAUGUCCGUUUACUCAGUCGUGGAUCUUUAAGCAGGAAAACGGAGCAUCGAGUCAGCCUUUAACUAGAGCGUGUGAAGUCAGCAUGGCGGCUGGAGUUGCAGCCUGGUUACCGUUCGCGCGUGCUGCGGCUAUAGGAUGGAUGCCGGUCGCGAGCGCGCCAAUGCCCGCUCCGCCGCGGGACAAGAGGCGCGCGCAGGACGGUCUCAUCAUCCUGAACGUGAGCGGCUCGAAGUUUCAGACGUGGCGCAACACGCUGGAGCGCUACCCGGACACGCUCCUGGGCAGCACAGAGCGCGACUUCUUUUACCACGAGGAGACCAACGAAUACUUCUUCGACCGCGACCCGGACAUCUUCCGCCACAUUUUAAAUUUCUACCGCACCGGGAAGCUGCACUACCCGCGCCACGAGUGCAUCUCUGCGUACGACGAGGAGCUCGCGUUCUUCGGGAUCAUCCCCGAGAUCAUCGGAGAUUGCUGCUAUGAAGAGUAUAAAGACCGGCGGAGGGAGAACGCCGAGCGGAUCCAAGACGACCAGGACACGGAGAACAGCGCGGACCUUCCGCCUCCCGACAUGACGUUCCGCGAGUCUAUGUGGCGCGCGUUUGAGAACCCGCACACCAGCACCAUGGCUUUGGUGUUCUACUACGUGACGGGCUUCUUCAUUGCGGUGUCGGUCAUGGCCAACGUGGUGGAGACGGUGCCGUGCGGCUCGAUGGCCAACCGCGCCAAGGAGUUGUCCUGCGGCGAGCGUUACGCGCUCGCCUUCUUCUGCCUGGACACGGCCUGCGUUAUGAUCUUCACUGUCGAGUACCUGUUGCGCCUGAUCGCCGCACCGAGCAGGUACAAAUUCGUCAAAAGCGUGAUGAGCAUAAUCGACGUGGUGGCCAUUAUGCCUUACUACAUCGGCCUGGUCAUGACGGACAACGAGGACGUGAGCGGCGCCUUCGUGACCCUCAGGGUCUUCCGAGUGUUUCGGAUUUUCAAGUUCUCGCGCCAUUCGGCCGGCCUGCGCAUUUUGGGCUACACGCUGAAAAGCUGCGCCUCCGAGCUGGGAUUCCUCCUGUUCUCCCUCACCAUGGCCAUCAUUAUCUUCGCCACAGUCAUGUUCUACGCGGAAAAAGGCUCCACCGCGAGCAAGUUUACCAGCAUCCCAGCGGCCUUCUGGUACACCAUCGUCACCAUGACCACUCUAGGGUACGGAGACAUGGUCCCGAAGACAAUAAUAGGCAAGAUUUUUGGCUCCAUCUGCUCGCUCAGUGGUGUGUUAGUGAUCGCUCUGCCCGUGCCUGUCAUUGUGUCGAACUUUAGUCGAAUCUACCAUCAGAGUCAGCGUGCAGAGAAACGCCGUGCACAAAAGAAAACCAGGCUUGCUAGAAUUCGUGCCACGAAGACCUGGGGUGCUAACGCUUAUUUGCAGUACAAACAUAACGGGCUGCCGGUCAACGCCGAGGAGGAGGCAUCAAAGGAGGCAGGGAAGGCGCUGGUUUGCAAGACUAAUCCAACAUUUGAGACUCAGCAUCACCACCUCCUACACUGCCUGGAAAAGACUACAAAUCAUGAGUUUGUGGAUGAGAAUGCAUAUGAGACGAGUUGCAUGGAGGUGUCUAUGGUGAAGCCGUCCACUUCACGUUCGUCCUCCCUUUCCUCGUCUCCUCACGGCCUGACCUGUUGCUCUCGCCGCAACAAGCGCAAGAGCUUCAACAUGCCCAACUCCAACAUGGUUGCCGGCCGCAGGGGCAGCGUGCAGGAGCUCAGCACCAUCCAGAUCAGAGAGAGGCCGAUGAGCAACAGCCGCUCGUGUCUGAACGCUAAGUUUGAGGAGACGGUGCAAUGGAACUCGGAGCAGAAGCCCUACAUCACAACAGCGGUUAUCAGCAUGUCGACUCCGUCUGUCAACUCGCCAGAGAGCGGAGACUCGGCCAGAGAGCCUGACUUCUUGCAAAGCAACAUUGUCCGCGUAUCAGCUCUAUAGACCUAAGUUAAAAGCAACUUCCCUCUUUCAUUCAGCGAAUGGACGCUGGAGAAGCAGGGAAAUGAGAAAGAGAGAACACCCUCUGGUGUAUAGGAGGAGGUACUGCAAAGGCCAGGAUCAGAAACCUUUAUUUCAGCCCUUCUUCUUUGCGCUUGGACAUAAAAGCCACCUUGGCCUGUAAUGCUGAGCACCAGGGCUUACCAGUAUUUUACCCACAGAGAGGGACCAUGAAUACUGCAUAAUUUCCAUGCUUGUUACAAAUUUUUGAAGUAUUGUGUGUCUUUACAUUUGUUGUCUUAAACUCGUAGUGGACAGAAAAAGGUGAAGUGGAGAAAAUAAUAGGGGUGCAUAUUUGGGUCUUUUUUUCCGGGUGUUCAUUCGGUUUCGGGGAGUCUUUAUGGGGUCCUAGUUUUACUCUAAGCUGUUUACUGUGCUUUUAGAGAGCUCUACUAAAACAGAGCUCCUUUUGAUAUUUCACAAAAAAAUUCAAGGUUUUUAAAAUCGUGUGAAUGUGCGUGUGGGUGCAUUUAUGGCGAACCUUUUUUGCAUGCUCUGCAUUUGUGAGUCUGUGUCCUUUCAAGUUUGGCAUGAGCAAUAAGGGUUUUUUAUUACAUCCCUAAUGUAUGUAGAUUUUUUUUCUUAAAACUUCACUUCCUCUUAUAGCAGAAUGAAAGUGACUUUUUUUCCCCAUUGUACAUUUUAGUUGCCUCUCUUGAGACCUGGCCUAAAAAGGGUUAUAUAGAUCACUGACCAUAUUUUAAAAAAGAAGCUAGAAAAAGAAUGAAAGGAACCGCAUAUUGUAUUGCUCAUACAAUAUGAGAACCACUGGACAGUUAUAUGUUUCUGAAGCCACACGUGACAUUCCCUCAUCCCUUUUUGUAUUUAAAUAUAUCAUUUUAUUCUUACCGUCGAGUUCUGAAUGUACUGUGGAAGAACUUUUUUUCUUUCAGUGUCCCAAGACUGUGCAUGAUGUCUUAAAAUAUAUGGGAUAUGGACCAAAAGGCCAGCAUACCCCAAUGUGGUUUGGUUUUUUUCUUUUUAUUGGAAAAUUUGUCUUUAUGUUCCUCUCCGUGUACGUCUAAAUGAAUGUCCGAGCAGCAAAUUCCACGCCCAUCUAUACAAGACUUUGCCAUAACACAAAGCCCUGAAUAAAAGAUAUGUGGUGGCAAAAUCGUGCCCGAUAUUAGGAUGACGUCCUUUUGUCAUGGGCUUCUCACAGAGUGCUGUAAUCAUACCACUCCCACAUGCUGUUGAAUAUCAAAGGGAAUGUACGAAUAAAGGCUGGCUCUGAGUCACAGAGAUGUAUUAGUCAUUAUCUCCGCACACCAUAUCGGUCUUUAUUUAGCACAGGAUUUGCAUAUAAUAUGAAAAAAAAAGGAUUUAUUUUAUUCUUGCACUUUCUCACUUUUCACUUUUUUGUCAUAAAAAUAGCUUAAACCCUACAAACACACACAUCAGCACUCUUUUCAAUUAUAGCUUGACCAUGUGACUUAUGCAACAAGGUUCUUCUUUUGUAAAGAUACACUUUGUAUUAAAGGGGGUAUUGACGGGGUUGCUGGGGUGGGGGGUGAGGUCUAGAUUCACAAAAAGACAUAUUUUUUAAAAAUCAGAUAGUGUUGAUUAUAAAUUAUAAAUGUUAUUUCAGUUGUACAAAAGAGAAUUUAAAAGAGAAAAAAAAGAACUAUGAGAGAUUUGCUAGUGCACCUGUGUUGUAAAUUUGUUCUUUGGUGUGGUAAAUAUAUAUUUAUCUGAGUUCCUUGUUUUAUUGUCACCUUCCCAGAAGGCCCAUGUCCUUGAGUUGCAGGAUGACGGACUCUAUUGCUGUAUCUUUUUUUUUUACUCCCCUUUUCAGUUUGGAAGACAAACACGGUGCUUGUGAUCAAGGAACAUGUGAUUGUGGAGAUAGCCAUGGUGUUCAUUUCAAACUCGGGGGAAUUUUUUUUUGUAAUACAGAGGAGACAUUUCUGUCCUGUUUGUGAUAUAACAUGAAUCAACACAAAUUUUCUGAUGAAGAUGAUGGCUUUCAUUUAUAUUUGUUCCAGCUUGUGUUAUAGACAAUAUAAUAUAUUGAAAAGCUAUAUAAAAAAAAUACAAUGCAAUUGUUUAGUCCGGUGCAGUGUCUAUGAAUAAAUAGAAAUAAAUCAUUGUUCCAUUAA
This is a messenger RNA of Silurus meridionalis, 4794 nucleotides long. RefSeq names its product potassium voltage-gated channel, Shal-related subfamily, member 2 (gene kcnd2). Gene Ontology annotation, biological process: potassium ion transmembrane transport; protein homooligomerization. Gene Ontology annotation, cellular component: voltage-gated potassium channel complex; membrane. The coding region runs from base 749 to 2638 and encodes 629 amino acids. The transcript is spliced from 6 exons. Gene Ontology annotation, molecular function: A-type (transient outward) potassium channel activity; protein binding. The record is from RefSeq and is a predicted model, not a curated record. Lineage: Eukaryota; Metazoa; Chordata; Actinopteri; Siluriformes; Siluridae.